AUGAGUGUUCCCACUCCCUUGGUCCUGGUCCUGACCUCAGCGUCUCUGUGCUUUCUGAACGUCCUGGUAUUCCCGGACAUCUUCCCAGAUACUAAACUCACGACUCUGUUUGUUUCUGUGACGGGCGUAUUGCUCGUAGUUUGGGGGAUAUGGAGUGUUGGCAUAUAUCCCACCUUCUAUCAUCCAUUGCGACAUCUCCCUAGACCAAAGUUCGGUGCUAUACCAUUCAUCGGCUAUCCGAGGAUCAGCUUUAGGACACCGCGAGCUGCAGAUGCUAUGCUCGAGAUGAUUACUCAUACACCAAAUGACGGACUGAUCCAAUUCCCUGGGCUGCUCAACUCGACAUAUCUUUUGCCAACUGAUCCGGCGGCACUCGCGGAUAUCCUGGUACAUAAAAGUUAUGAUUUCGAGAAGCCGACCGAUAUUCGCAAAUUCCUGCGCAUCAUUUUGGGAGAUGGAUUGAUUCUGGUGGAGGGAGACGAGCAUAAGUUCCAGAGAAAGCACCUGUCUCCAGCAUUCAGCUUCCGUCAUAUAAAGGAACUAUACCCAAUCUUCUGGUCCAAAGCGACAGAUCUGUGCGGACGACUUGCGGCAGAGAUAUACGAAAAUCCAGAGCCGUCAACAGAGCUCAAGACGAGACACCGGGAAGGAGUCGUCGAGGUAAAUCACUGGGCGACGAAAGUCACAAUGGACAUUAUUGGACUUGCAGGUCUUGGUCGAGACUUCAACACCCUCUACUCUUCGGAUGACGAAUUAGUGGCCAGUUACGAGGAAAUACUCGAGCCUACCGUUCAGAAAGCUUUGUACUUCACGGCCAAUCUGUUGUUCUCUCCUGACUUGAUCAACAAACUUCCAUGGAAAUUGAAUCAACGGCUGAAAGCAACAAUGGGAACCUUGAGAGGUGCUUGUCGUCAACUGAUUCAAGAGAGGAAGGAGACCAAGCUUUCGGACCAGGAUGGAAAAGUGGAUAUCUUGUCAUUGUUGAUCAAAUCCAAUAACUUUGCUGAUGACAUGCUUGUGGAUCAGCUUUUGACUUUCUUAGCAGCUGGCCAUGAGACAACUUCGUCAUCACUCACUUGGGCCACUUACCUGCUUGCGAAGCAUCCCGAAAUUCAGGAGAAGCUAAGGGAGGAGAUUCGGACGAAUUUGCCAUCACCAUCUGCAGCCGCAAACCCAGACUUCGACUUGGGUGGGAUGCUUGAGACACUUCCCAUCUUGCACGGUGUAUGUAACGAAACUCUUCGCCUCUAUCCGCCAGUGCCUACCACGGUUCGAGUAGCCGUUCGCGACUCCAUGAUUGGUAACGAACAUAUCCCAGCCGGCACAAAGAUUUUCCUCUCGCCUUGGGGCAUCAACCGAUCACCAAAGUUGUGGGGAGAGUCUGCGUCUGAGUUCGUCCCUGAUCGUUGGAUUGAUGAAGAGACGGGAAAGCCGAACAAUCAUGGUGGCGUAAAGAGCAACUAUGCAACGCUGACCUUUUUGCAUGGACCUCGAAGUUGUAUUGGAGAAAAGUUUGCAAGAUCGGAAUUGAAAGCAUUGAUGGCUGUAUUUGCAGGGACAUUUAGACUGAACAUGGCGGAUCCAACCGAGGUCCCAAUUCCGGCUGGGGCGAUAACGACGAAACCGAAAAAUGGGAUGAGACUGAAGCUACAAAUUUUGGAAGGUUGGUAA
Molecule: messenger RNA, 1671 nt
Organism: Mollisia scopiformis
Lineage: Eukaryota; Fungi; Ascomycota; Leotiomycetes; Helotiales; Mollisiaceae
Product: putative P450 monooxygenase
Exons: 4
Coding region: 1-1671 (556 amino acids)
Molecular function (GO): monooxygenase activity; heme binding; iron ion binding
Source: RefSeq, a predicted model, not a curated record